Molecule: messenger RNA, 1698 nt
Organism: Aphis gossypii (cotton aphid)
Lineage: Eukaryota; Metazoa; Arthropoda; Insecta; Hemiptera; Aphididae
Exons: 3
Coding region: 512-934 (140 amino acids)
Source: RefSeq, a predicted model, not a curated record
UGUUGGUAUGACAUACUGUUUGUCGUGUUUUUUUAUCUUACGGCACUACGCUGUUUUACCAAUAUAACCACUCUAAUGAAAAAAUUAAGUCAAUUGAUAAUCUUAUUUUACACCUCUACAAUAAAUUCAAUAAUUAAACCUACGAUUGAUUAAUAAAUUAGAAUUAAGGUAUACUGCAUGUCAUUCGAUAUAAUAAACAAACAACAAUUAUAUAUUAUAGCUAUUACUAUUAUUGUUGUAAUUAUUGAGUUCUGUAGUGGUGAACAGGGAGGUUAUAUACUACCGCGGUUACCUCCACCCACUCGUUGGUAUAGUUGCGCGCGCAUCGGCGGCCAAUGACUAAUGCGUUUCGCGUGUGGUGGCUAGGAAGAAAUUCAGACGAGUCAUUUGUCCACUUGUUCACUGUUGCAACACAGCUCUUAUCCGCGGCCUGUCUUGGAUUCAAUCACGCGGCGCACGGUAAGAAAGUACAGCAUAUAUUGUUGAAUAGGUUGAUAACAAGGUUGAAAAUAUGUCUAUUGAAACAAAAAAUCACGAACUUACCGAGGAGAAAAUUAGUGAUACGAAGAUAGUUCCAAUUGAUGUAGAAGUUAAUCAGCAGAAUGAUAAAACGAUGGAUAAGGAUAUGCCCACUGAGAACACUUGUUCUGUAGAUAAUAUUUCGAAUAAAAUGGACUCUGAAGAUGAAAUCACUGCUGGAAAGGAUGAUGUAAAGUGCGGGUUCCGUGUUUUAAAAGAUCCUGAUUGGGUAAAAGAAUGUAAUUGGAGAUCAUUACCAAAUAAUGGAGUUGACGAAGCGGUUAAAGAAUUCAUGACAUGUAAAAUACAUGAUCCGACGUAUAGACCAAUUCCGAGAUUUCUUAAUCUCCCCCUCACAUUCGAACAAUUCAAUCCGGUAUUCAAAUCAAAAGUAAACAAUGAUCCAAAGGCCUAACCUAACUUCACUGUGCAUUUUAUAUACCUAAUGAUAUUUCCGCCAUAAAGUUCUCAGUAUUUAUCAUUUUGUAAUUGAUUUUUUUUUUUUUUUUUUUUGUAUUAACUUAAAUGAAAUGUUUUGUUUCCAUAUGAUUUCCAUAAUUUACUAGAUAAUUGUACAAUUGAAUUCACUCAGCUUAUAAUAUAAUACAAGUACACAAUAAAAUGUGUAUGUAUAAUAAGUACAAAUAUAGAAUCUUAAGUAAAUUUAGUUUGAACUUUUUUGUAUUUUUAUUCAUUUUUUUUUUUUUUUUUAAUAUUAACUUUAAUUGUACUAAUUAAGUAAUCUGUUUUAUAAAUUUUUAAACAAUUCAUAAAUAUGUUAUUAUCCAAUAUGAGUAUUGACCAUACUCGUUAGGUAGUGCUUAUCAUUUAUUGUAAUUUAAUAUAAUAUAGUUGUGUGUCACCGUAUAUGUAACUUUUUAGCACCAAUUAAGUGAUUUUUUUUUCCAUUGGUUGUUUCCCUUGAUAUUACAAUUUGAAAAUAAAAUAUUUGUUAAAAUAAGAAUUGAUAAAUUAUUUUAUCUAUUAAUUUUAUUUUAAGUUUAAUUAAUAUUUCAUCUUAGUAUCUACCUAUAAUAUAUUUGAUCUGCUUUUUGUUAAAAUAUUUUAGAAUUUUGUUAAUUUUAUCAUUAUUAAUUUAACGCAUAUAAUAUAUUGUUGAAUUAACAAAAUUAAAAUUAUUUCAACAAAAUGGUUAAUAUUAAACUAAAAUAUACUUAG